Erythranthe guttata (spotted monkey flower) is the source of this 2519-nucleotide messenger RNA. Its product is annotated as protein OCTOPUS. Gene Ontology annotation, cellular component: plasma membrane. The record is from RefSeq and is a predicted model, not a curated record. NCBI's taxonomy places the organism in Eukaryota, Viridiplantae, Streptophyta, Magnoliopsida, Lamiales, Phrymaceae.
UCUCAUCAGUUUUCCUCUAUUCCACCACCACCACCACCACGCCCGUUGAGAACCCAAACCAAAUACUACUCUUUUUCUUUCUCUCUCUCUCACACAGAUACACACUUCACCGGAGGGAAGAUACUCGCCGCCACAUUGGUGGUAGCUAGCUCUUACUAACAUGAGCAGGGGGUGUGGUGCGCGUACUUACUUCUAACGGUUAUGAAUCCCACUUCUCUAGACCCAACAGCGCCGCCCCCGCAGCCGCCGCAGCCACCGCGAUCCUCCUUCAGCUGCGACCGCCACCCCGACGAGCACUUCACCGGCUUCUGCCCCUCUUGCCUCUGCGAACGUCUCACCACACUAGACCACUCCUCCUCCAACACCCCUUCCUCCUCCCGCCGCCCCUCUUCCGCCUCCGCCGCCGCCGCCGCAGCAAUCAAAUCCCUCUUCUCCUCCAACCCAAAACCCAACAACUUACCCCCUCCUCCACCACCACUCCCCAAACCCUCCAAACCCACUACGUUCUUCCCCGAGCUACGUCGUACCAAGUCCUUCUCUGCUUCCAAGAACGAGGCUUUAGGCUUAUUUUUUGAGCCACAGAGAAAAUCUUGCGAUGUUAGAGGGAGAAAUACUCUUUGGUCUCUCUUCACACUCGACGACGAGUAUAAGAGUGGUACUAUUAACAACAGUAAACCCUCAAUUGCCGCUUCAGCUUCUUCUUCUUCUUCUCAUCAAAACCAUUGCAAAAAAAUUGAAUCUUUUGCAGCCAACAAGCCCGUUAUCGAAGAAACCGAAAACGAAGAGGAUUUCAAAUACCCUGAAAUUAUAGAGGAUGCUGCUGCUGCUGUGUACGAGGAUGAUGACAACGACAUAGAUGGAGAUGAAAUAAGGUCUGUCCGAGAUUCUCAAUUAGAUAGUUUGAGAAAUGUGGUCGAAAUCGAGGUAAAUAACGGUGAGAUAGUGGAAGAAGAGGUUGUGAAUGUUAGUAGUUUGAAGCAUAUCAAGGACCAUAUAGAUGUUGAUACUCAAGAGAAGAAGAGUUCAGGAGGUGGUGGGUUUUGGGCUGCUGCUUCAGUUUUCAGCAAGAAAUGGCAAAAAUGGAGGCAGAAGCAGAAGAUCAAGAAACAGAGUAAUGGCGACAGCUUCGCCGCAUUACCCGUGGAGAAGCCGAUUUCUAGGCAGUACAGGGAGACUCAGUCCGAGAUCGCUGACUAUGGUUUUGGUAGAAGGUCUUGCGACACAGAUCCUAGGUUUUCACUCGAUGCUGGGAGGAUCAGCUUUGACGAUCCAAGAUACUCGUUCGAAGAGCCUCGUGCCUCUUGGGAUGGUUAUUUGAUAGGAAGGAGUUUUCCAAGAAUGGCUCCUAUGGUUUCGGUGAUGGAGGAUGCGCCAGCUGUCCCUGUUUCUCGUUCCGAUAUGCAGAUUCCGGUGGAGGAAGAACCGGCACUGAACUGUGGUGUAGAUGAUGGUGAGUGUUUGCCCGGUGGUUCGAUCCAGACUAAGGAGUACUACACGGAUUCUUCUUCUUCGAGGAGAAGGAAGAGUCUUGAUAGGUCGAGUUCGAUAAGAAAGACAGCAGCUGCAGUUGUGGCUGAGAUUGACGAACUGAAAAUGGCGUCCAACGCCAAGGUUUCUCCGACAACCGCGGAUUACUUUCACGGGGCGAAAGUGGUGAUGGGGGAUAGAGAAUUGAGGGAUUAUUCGAAUUCACACUCGUUGAGAGAUGAUUGUUCGGAGACAUUCGAGUUGGGUAGUGGGUAUAGGGAUAGUAGCAAUUCUUUGAUUGGAAAUAGUAAUGGAGAUAGAAAGGAGACGAAAAAGUCUAGGAGGUGGAGUUGGAGAAUAUGGGGGUUUAUACAGCGGCGGAGUGGUGGUGGUAAUAAAGACGAGGAGGAGGACAAAUACAGUAGAGUAAACGGGGUGGAGAGGUCUUUGUCCGAAUCUUGGCAGAAUGAAGAUUUGAGGAAUCGGUUGAAUAGGAAUAUGUCGAGGAGCAAUAGUAGUGUGAGUUGGAGAAACGGCAUUAAUCAAAUCGGCGGGAGUAUGAGGAAACCGAACGUGGAAAUGAAUGGGAAAAAUAGGAGGGAUGAUUUUGUGUUGGAGAAGAAUCGGAGUGCGAGGUAUUCGCCUAACCAUGUUGAUAAUGGGCUUUUACGAUUCUACUUGGCUCCGUUGAGGGGUAGUCGGAGAGGGGGGCAAAACGGUAAAAUCAAGCACAAUAAUAAUAAUAGCAACUCACACUCAAUUGCAAGAAGUGUUCUGAGACUGUACUGAGAUUCAAGAUAUAUAUAUAUCCACUAGUUGUUGUUCUCUUUGAUUAAUGUAAAACUUUGCUGCAUUGUUCGUGUUAUUCGUAUUUUUAAAUAAUGAGAAAAAAAUCUUCUUAUGUUUUCUUUUCAUCGUAUUUUCGUGUUUUAUCGGACGGACGGUCUUGAACCGAUCCGAGUAAAUCUAGACCAUCGAAAAGAUAUAAAUCCGAAAGGUUGCAACUGAAUUUUGUUUUGAGUAGAGAUGCAUGAGAUGUUUAAAGUUGUUGU